Messenger RNA from Alternaria atra, 636 nucleotides. RefSeq lists its product as uncharacterized. The record is from RefSeq and is a predicted model, not a curated record. Bases 1 to 636 code for a protein of 211 amino acids. The transcript has a single exon. Lineage: Eukaryota; Fungi; Ascomycota; Dothideomycetes; Pleosporales; Pleosporaceae.
AUGGCAGGUUACCAACAACCCACAGCGGAUACAGUAGCUCAAAUCAAGCAUUGCUACCAGGCGUACCGGCACACCGAAGACAUCGAUCGCAAAGGAUUCUUCUUCUCUCCAGACUGCAUGCAAAUAUGCCGACCAGCGCCUUCCUACGCGACGACCAGUCGUGAUGGGAUCGUGCAGUAUCUCCGAGACGCACAACAAGGGAAGAUACCAGUAGAUAUACUUGGGUCGUCUCCGACUCAUAUCUCAGACGUCUCUGAUCACUAUGAAACGGGAUCGGGGCCGAAAAAGCCAGUGCAAGGCCGAAGCGUCUACAUUAUACGCCCUUUGCAACCCUGCGAGUUCGAAUUCGGCUCAGACGACAUCGUUGCGCCUAUUGGUUUGACCGUAGAACAGCUGAAGUUGAAAGCUGUCCAGGAGAAAUGGGUUGGUAUGCGUGUCAACCUGUGGAACGAAGGAGGAGAAGGAAGUCUUUUGGUCAAGGUUCAAUACUGGUGGCGCUUAGAAGAAAUUGCGAACCAUGACCAGAUGGUGGGCGAUUCUCCAGGAACGGGGUGGAAGCAGUGCUUGCAUGACAUCAUGUUCCUUGGUCCCAAGAACGGAACAGAAAACGACGAAGGGCUGGAAAUUUUAGAAUAA